This is a messenger RNA of Nicotiana attenuata, 4981 nucleotides long. RefSeq names its product pentatricopeptide repeat-containing protein At1g52640, mitochondrial-like. Lineage: Eukaryota; Viridiplantae; Streptophyta; Magnoliopsida; Solanales; Solanaceae. The record is from RefSeq and is a predicted model, not a curated record. The transcript is spliced from 2 exons. Bases 43 to 1683 code for a protein of 546 amino acids. Gene Ontology annotation, molecular function: protein binding.
AUACACAUCCCAAGUUUUGAAACUUGCCCAAGUUCCAUACUAAUGGCGAUAAGAACUCUUCUUCGCGCCAGAAUUAGUACUCACUAUUUCGCCCUCACAAUCUUCCAUCACAAUCACACACCACCCACGAAAUCCAAAAUCUUCCCACACUAUCCCCUUCCAUUAUUCUCUGCUCAUCACUUCACAUGCCUUUUGCACAGAGCUAAUUUCACUUCCACCACAGACCCACAACACUCUAAUUCCCACCUAAUAAGUGAACUCUCUCGCAUCCUAAGCGAUCACAGAAAUCCCCACAACGACAUUGAAUCAGCUCUCAAUCCAUUCUCCGACAAGAUUUCGGCUAACAUAGUUGAACAAGUCCUUAAACGCUGCAAAAAUCUUGGGUUUUCAGCUCACAGAUUCUUCAUAUGGGCAAAUAAGUUAUCGGGUUUUCUUCAUAGUAAAGAAAGCUAUCACAUUCUUGUUGAUAUUUUAGGAAGUAGCAAACAGUUUCCUUUGUUAUGGGACUUUCUUGUUGAGUUAAAAAGGAACAAAUCUUGUGAAUUGGGUCAAGAUAUUUUCUGGAUUGUCUUUAGGUCUUAUAGUAGAGCUAAUUUACCUGUUGAUGCCAUUAGGAGUUUUGAUAAAAUGAUUGAUUUUGGGAUUACACCGAGUGUAGUGGAUGUUGAUCAGCUUUUGCUUGCAUUGUGUAAAAGAAAGCAUAUGAAAGAAGCGAAGCAGUUCUUUGAUAGAGUUAAAGAUGAAUACAUGCUGAGUGUGAAAUCUUACAGCAUUAUGAUGAGGGGCUGGGGAGAAACUGUAGAAGUAAUUGAGGCACAGAAACUGUUUGAUGAAAUGCUUGAGAGAGGUUCGUCAGUUGAUUUGUUAGCUUAUAACAGCAUUUUGGAGUCACUGUGUAAGGCUGGAAAAAUGGAUGAUGCCUAUAACUUGUUCGUGAAGAUGAGGUCCAUGGGACUAAAACCUGAUGCUUUUACAUAUGCAGUUUUUAUUCGUGCUUAUUGUGUAAAGGAUGAUAUUCAUUCAGCUUUUAGGGUCCUUGAUCGGAUGAAAAGGUACAAACUUGUGCCUAAUGUAUUUACGUACAACGUGAUCAUCAAGAAGCUCUGCAAGAGUGACAAGGUUGAGGAUGCUUACCAACUGAUAGAUGAGAUGAUUGACCGUGGGGUAAAACCUGAUUGUUGGAGUUAUAAUACAAUCCUUGCUUUUCAUUGUGAUCAUAAUGAAGUCAAUUUGGCACUUAGGCUGAUCUCAAAAAUGGAGAAGAAUGGUUGCCUUCCAGAUCGGCAUACAUAUAACAUGGUGCUUAAAAUGCUCGUAAAGGUCGGAAGGUUUGAUAGAGUUGAGAAAGUAUGGGAGAGUAUGGAAGGCAGGAAAUUUUAUCCUUCAGUCUCAACGUACGCUGUUAUGAUACAUGGUCUCUGUCAGAAGAAAGGCAAACUUGAGGAAGCAUGUAAAUAUUUUGAAAUGAUGAUAGAUGAAGGGAUCCCACCAUAUGGGGAAACCUGUGAAUUAAUUCGUAAUAAACUUAUAGGCUUAGGAUUUGCAGAGCAAACAGAGAUUCUUGCGGAUAAAAUGGAAAGAAGUACUUCUUGUUUAAUUCAAGAGCUAACAAAUGUUAUGAGAAGAAACAAGUCCCGUGCCAGAUUGAGACGUGAAAAAGAAUGCUCUAAUAGUGAUGAGUAAAGGAGUUCAAUGUGCCUCAAUCCCUUUGGUCAAGGUGAUACAUAUUCUUAAUGCCUGUUGUUUGUUUGCCGCCGCAUGCUUGACAUUUCUCUGUUUGCUUUUACUUGUAGCAGCUAGUGAUGCUGACUUUGUCGUUCUUGGAAGCUAUUUCUCGCCGAGAUGACAAACUGUAUCCUAAGAGGCAAAACUUGUCCUAACUGAUCUUUGUAAUAGCAAGCUGUAGCCAAAAAGGUGUUGUGAUGAGUUUCUUGAUCCGUAGCCAAAUAAAUGACUCUAUUUGCUUGUAAAGGAUCUAGUUAUGGUCCAACAGAAAAGUACCAGGUUUGCAAGAAUGUUGACCUCAAGUUGCAUAACGAGCUUAUUUGAGGUUCUAUGAAUGGAUAUGUGGAUUUGGACAAUUGGCUCUCUCAGUAAAGGACGAAGGACAUGUAGUUAUCACUUGGAUUCCCAGGUUAAAAUUGGGCUCUGAAAUGCUAUCCUUAAGCCACUUCGCUGAAGAGACAUCACUUUUCAAGAAUAAACAAGGGCAGCAAGAUUGUUAGCUAUUUAAAUGAGCCUGUCAACCAUUGCUGGAAGACACCUAUAAGAGUUUCCUUUAUUGUUUGUAAAUCAGUGCAUUUUUGAAAUGCUAUCCUUCUGUGUUUUUGUUGGGACUUCUGAAGUAACUGUUGAAUCCGGGGGUUUUUUUGGAGAUGCAAACACAUUAUUAAUGAAUGUGCUGUUUCUGCAUCUAUUGUAGUUUCUAGUUUCUGGAGUUACUAGAUCAAAGCUGGUGGUGAUGUGAUUCUGGAGUGUUGUAUCAGUCUAUGAUUGCAGAUGUGAUGGUCAAACAGUUGGUUGCUUGGGAAUCGACCAAGAAGGGAAAUUGCAACAGGUGGUUACCAGUUCAUAGAACAAUCCUCCAAAAAUUUAGAAGCAUGUUCCUUUAGGGGUUCUGAUUUUUCUAAGUCAAACAUAUGACUGCCUAUAAUUCAAGACACUCGGAUUUGGUUUUUGUUGUUGAAAUGCUGCAGCUGUUCCAGCAUUGGGUGAUGGGUGUAUUCGAGUAGAUUGCUAUGGUAGGCUGAUUCAGAUGAGGAGGGAUGUGUAUCACAAUUAGAAAAGUUACAGGAAUGUCUUGCCAACUGAUACAUGCUGGUAAAAUUCUAGCUCAAUUUUGCAAGGAUGCCCGUAAUAUGCAGUUGUGUGAUGGUGUUGGAAUAGCUCUUUCGCUGAAAGCUACUUUGUUUUUUUCUUUUUUGAUAAGUUGCUGAAUUCUACUCUUGAUUUGCCCAAGUUUGAAGUGGCUGCAUACUUGAAUGAAUCAAUAUAAUCAAUUUUCUGAGCUUUAUUUUUGUUACAUCAUUUUCUUUUCUGUUGGAAUUUUGUAGGCUAAAGGUACUUAAUGAGUCUUUUAGGAUCCUUAUGGUCUUUGAGUUGUUGAAUCAUUAUGGUCUCUUGUGUUAUCAACAGGACAAUUGUCUUCUUGAACCUAUGUGGCUUUACAUUCUUUAGAGAUUCCUUCUGAAUCUAGCAUUUGUUGACUACUCUAUCUGAUCAUCACUCUGAAUGACUUUUUGGCAUCAUAUUUUUGUAGUUUUGUUGGUAUAUUUGACAUAAAGUGACGAAACUAUUUCUUCCAACUUGAAUGGCUUUGCUGAAGUGGUAAAGGAGCUUUCGGAUGACAUUGCAUCAAAAGAACAUGCAAGAGUUGAUUGCAGUAAACUUUAUUGAGAACGUUCUUUGUGCUGGAGCAUGUUGUUUUCAAUCGCUCUCUGCAUUGAGUCAAAGGAGGGUUCCUUAUCUCAAAAAGAAUAAAAAAAAAAAGAAAAAAAAAGAAACAAGAAACAAGAAAAGAGAAUGAUUUGAAGAAAGUAUAGGUACUAACUGGUAACUAAAGUUUCCUUGAAAUCCUUAGACCGAUCAUUUCUGCAGGCUGCUCUUCAGAGGAUUUAGUUAUUCAUUACGAGUAAUGCUUAUUCUAACUUUUUCAUUUGGCGUACUUGUUAUUUCAAUAUCUUAGGUACCCUGCUGCAUGCAAAAGCUGCACUUUCAUUCUCGUUAUAGCACUUUGCUUUAACAGAGCAUUGGAGAAGAAAGCAUUUGAGCUUCUACAAGCUACCAGAAUCCUUCUUAUCACUUCAUGUGCGAUUUCAGUCUGACAUGGUAGCUUACAGUUAACGUGAGUACUCCAGUCUUUCUCCUAUAUUGGUAAAUCAUAUAGAAGCUCGGCGGGGGGAUAUGAAACCUUGGAUCUAAUAAAUGGCUCAUAUUUGGAGAAGCAGUGGGAAGUGCCCUUUUACACCAAAUGGAACUGCCCUCAUCCUUCAGGCUCUGUUCAUUCCUACAGAACUAACUAUUUAUUUGGCAACUGGUGAUGGCCUGAUGGAACUUGGGGGAUAACCUCUUGUCGAGAGGAGUUACUAUCCGAACAUAUUACUGGCUACUUACUAUCCGAACAUAUACAUGGAUAAGAUGGUUGCAGCAAUGCGAGCUUUUAAGGGGUUGCAUAAGACACCCUCACACUGUUCUUUAGCAGGACGGCUUUGGCAGUUGUUAACCUAUCAGGAGCUGCAAUUAGCAAGUUGUGGUGGAAUUUAUUUGUGAAAAAAAGAUAAACUUUGGGUAAAAUGAAUACAUGCUAACUAUGGGAAAAAGAGGGAUAUCCUGGAAGAAACACCAAAGCAGGCAUCUUGGGUUGUUUAAAAGGUUAUGAAUGCCAGGAAAUUCUUCAUUGAGGCUGGAGAUCAAUCGAUAGAAAUAAGGAGAAUACAGAGGUUUUCUAUUAAAGUUGUCUAUCAUAAGCUAAGAGGGGAGUUUCCAUUUAUUUCCAAAGGUUACAUGGAGGAGAUUGGUAUGUAAUAACCAAGGCAUGUGGAGUUUCAUAUUAGAGAAGUGGAGAAUGAAUGUUAACAAAGUAUGUCCAGUAUGACAUUGCAGAUUAAAGUGUGGCACACUUGGUCUUUGCCUGGUGGCACAUUCAUUAAGUGUGGCACACUUAAUGAAUGUUAACAAAGUAUGUCCAGUGUGUGACAUCGCAGAUUAAGGUGUGGCACACUUAGUCUUUGCCUGGUGGUUCUCAACCCAUAUCUGGGAAGCUACUAGUGUGGCAGGACAUUGACAGAGAUUUUAUGGGCUGAUAGGCAGAAAUAUCUGUUAGUCAAACUGUAAUGCUAUAAUAUAAAGAAACAGUAAUAUUUCUGGAACAAUAAAAACAGAAAACAGGAGUAGUAUAGCAGAAAUGUAUAUAUAUAAUUAGAAGCGCAAUCUCAAAAUAUAAUUCGGAAAAGAUCGAGCCCACUGAAUGUACUGUGUGUCC